UGUAACUGAUUUGUGCAUCUUCACAGCUUGUGCAUGUGGGUGUUCAGUAUGGAAAUCUCUCUACGGCUUCUUUUGUUGACUGCAUCUGCAGUCGUUGCUAUUUCCAAGUCCAAAGAACCAGAAGACGCCACGAGACACGCUCCUCACGAUCCGUCGCCACUUUCUGACGUCGAGCAUGACGUCGACGGCAAACACAAUCCUGAAUACGAUCAAGAAGUAUUUUUGGGUAAAGAAGAAGCCAAGACAUUUAGUCAGCUAACUCCAGAAGAAUCCAAAGAAAGGUUGAGGCACAUUGUGAAGAAGAUCGACAAGGACAGUGAUGGCUAUGUCACACAGUCGGAACUGGAGCGUUGGGUGGACUAUAUACAUAAGAAGUACUUGUGGGAUGAGACGGAUAACAAUAUUAAAGAACAUGAAACUGAUGGAGAUGGUGCACUUUCAUGGGUUGAGCACUUGCAAGAAAGAUACGGACGAGAAUUUGAGGACGAAGUUUUAGAGAUAGCGGAAUACGACUUUAGGGAUACUCUUCGACGUGACAAACGAAGAUGGAAACACGCUGACAAGGAUGGAGAUAAUAAGUUGACACGUGAAGAGUACUUUCAUUUCUUGCAUCCCGAAGUGUCUGACCACAUGAAAGACAUUUAUGUUCAAGAGCUAGCUGAAGAUAUCGACAAUGACAAGGACGGAUUUUUGUCAUUAGAGGAAUACAUUGAUAAUAUUUACCCGCCUCAAGACAGAGUAAAUGAUACAGAAGAAGCAGAAUGGGUAAAAGUUGAGCGUGAAUACUUUCAUGAGCAACGAGACAAAAACAAAGAUGGCAAGCUUGAUAGAGACGAGAUAAAACGUUGGCUGACACCCAAUUAUGAUCCGAUUCAAGCAGAAGCAGAUCACCUUAUUUCUCACGCUGACAGUGACAAGGAUGGCAAGCUGACCGAGGCCGAAAUCAUUGAAAAUUAUGACGUCUUUGUGGGCAGUCAAGCUACUGAAUUUGGUCGAGCUCUCACUCGCCAUGAUGAAUUCAACCGUAUUGAGCAGGCCAUACAAGUGAUCUUGAAAGUGUUGCUGUGCUCUCUGAUAAUGUCCAGAAGUUCUAUUACACAAACUGUUUUGAUUGCACUGCAACUGUUGUCUGCAGCGUUUGUGCUCUGCAAGCCACCGGAUUCGGAUAAGCCUGCAGGCGAGCACGUGCACGGAAGAGAGAAGAUUGGAGAUACAGAACACUAUGUGGAUGGGGAGCAUAACCCGAAGUAUGAUCGUCAAGUUUUGUUGGGUGAGGAUGAAGCAACGGAGUUUGAUAAGUUGAGCCUAGAAGAAAGGAAAGAGAGGCUCAAAAUUGUCUUUCACAAGAUCGACAAAGAUGAAGAUGGACUUUUGACGAGGGAAGAGGUGAAAAAUUGGGUGAAUCAUGUUCACUCUAGAAAUCACAGGAUUGACACCGAGAAGCACUGGAAUAAGCAUGAGAGGGCUGACAAGGAUAAGUUGAGAUGGUCAGAGUUUUUAGCUCUAGGCUAUGGAGUGAGUUCUGAAACGGAGCUACAAGAGAGACGAGAUUUUACAGACACGUUCAGGCGAAGGCUCUUACGUGAAAAGCGCCGGUGGAUGGUAGCAGACAAAAACAAAGACAAGAUACUGACACUAGCAGAGUAUUACGACUUUCUUCAUCCUGAAGAUUCGAACGACACAAAACACGUUUACGUUGAGGAGCAAUUUGAAUUCAUGGAUCAAAACAGGGAUGGAAUGGUCACAGUGCAAGAAUACAUAGAUAACAUGUAUCUACCUGAUUCAAAAACGAAAGAUGCCGAAGAACCAGACUGGGUUAAGGAUCAGCGAGAGCAGUUUGAUCAAUACUUCGACAAGAACAAAGAUGGCAAAAUGGACAAGCAGGAAGUGAAGUUGAUGGUGUUUCCAGAAAAUUACGACCGCGGUGAUGCUGAAGCAGCACAUCUCAUUUAUCAUGCAGACACUGAUAAGGAUGGCAAGCUGACCGAAGCCGAAAUCAUUGAAAAGUAUGACGUCUUUGUGGGCAGUCAAGCUACUGAAUUUGGUCGAGAUCUCACUCGCCAUGAUGAAUUAUGAAUCUUUACACACAAUUUUCUCUCAAUCGCAUACAAAACGGUUGACAUAAAGUAUCCAUGCAGUUUUGAUGUCUGACAGUCUUUUGAUUUGAUGAUCAUGCGACAUGAUCUUUUUAUCUUCUCUGUUAUGUGAUUGAUGAGCAGUUUAGAUCUCAGAGUCUUUCUCUUUCAAUAAGCUUGCCAACUCAUCAGACUAUGAUCAAUUGAUGAGAUAGCACGGUAUUGUGUUUUCAAAGGUUAACAUAAGCUUCAAGUACUGCAAACAGAAACAUUGGUGGACCGGCCAUUUACGUACAACAUUCAGAUAGCUGAUUGAGUCAAUUAACAGACAGACAGACAGACAUGCAGACAGACAGACAGACAGACAGACAGACAGAUAGACAGACAGAAAAACAGACAGACAGACAGAUUCUAGCUCUGAUUGUAGAUCCGAUCUUGUGGUGUUUGACUCAGCUAGCUUCAAGAGCUAAUGUCGAAUUAGAUAUUGCACUAGCUCACCCUUGGAGCUCAGAUACCUUCCCCAAGUCAGCUGAGAUUGAUGCAGCA
This is a messenger RNA of Corticium candelabrum, 2621 nucleotides long. RefSeq lists its product as uncharacterized. Gene Ontology annotation, cellular component: endoplasmic reticulum. NCBI's taxonomy places the organism in Eukaryota, Metazoa, Porifera, Homoscleromorpha, Homosclerophorida, Plakinidae. Gene Ontology annotation, molecular function: calcium ion binding. The transcript is spliced from 12 exons. The coding region runs from base 34 to 2076 and encodes 680 amino acids. The record is from RefSeq and is a predicted model, not a curated record.